CACCCGGCACAUCCAGAAGAGGACUGACCACCCCUCAGAACCUGGUUCCUCUCUAGGUUUCUUCCUAGGUUCCUGCCUUUUGAGUUUUUUCCAGGCACAGUGCUCCUACAUCUGUAUUGCUUGCUGUUUGGGCUUUUAGGCUGGGUUUCUGUACAGCACUUUUUGACAUCUGCUGAUGUAAAAGAGGCUUUAUAAACACAUUUGGUCGAUUGUGAGCAUCGAGUGCUCCUGUCCAACACUUACUACCGAGUGCCAAACUGCCUCUGGAAGCAACGUCAGUACAAGAACUGUUCGUCGGUAGCUUCAUGAAACACUUCACCAUUUGGCAGUUUGAUGGACGAAUCGGGGUUUGGCGGAUGCCAAGAGAACGCUACCUGCUCGAAUGCAUAGUGCCAACUGUACAUUUUGGUGGAGGAGGAAUAAUGGUCUGGGGCUGUUCAUGGUUCGGGAUAGGCCCCAUAGUUCCAGUGAAGGGAAAUCUUAACACUGCAGCAUACAAUGACAUUCUAUACGAUUUUGUGUUUCAAACAUUGUGGCAACAGUUUAGGUAAAGCCCUUUCCUGUUUCAGCAUGACAAUGGAUGCAAGUCCCCGCAGCGAUGUUCUAACAUCUGGUGGUAAAGGAAAGCGUUCCCAGAAGAGUGGAGGCUGUUGAGGCAAACUCCAUAUUAAUGCCCAUGAUUUUUGGAAUGAGAUGUUUGAUGAGCAGGUGACCACAGACGUUUGGUAAUGUAGUGUACGUCUCUGGCCAAGAGAGAAGGCAGUCAACUUUAAAGGGGUCAGUCAGUCUUGUUUACUGCUGGGCUAGAGUCCUGUGGAAAGGCGGUUGACACCAGGUCUUCUCCGACCUGGCUGCUUUGAGCACAACCUCUGCUCACUGAGAUAUCUAGUAAAGCCUGUUCACAGAGUGGGGGAACUGCGGUACCAAGGCUUGCUAUAGAUCUUUACCAGGAACAACCGCAGCAGAAUGUGAAUCAGGUCUGAAAAAAAUCUACACUGUGCAAACAGUUCAGAGCUUUUGGAGCGUGUACAACAAUAUACCUGGAGUUUCCAGUUUACCACUGAGAUGUAGCUAUCACUUAAUGAGAGGAGAGAGAAGACCACUCUGGGAAGAAGAGAGUAAUGCAAAGGGGGGAGUUUGGAAAAUGAAAGUACCCAAAGAAAGCACUCCUGCUGUAUGGAAGGAGUUACUGUUAGCCACUAUUGGGGAGCAAUUCACUGAUUACUGUGCUUCAGAGGAUGAGGUGGUUGGUGUUAGUGUCAGCAUACGAGACAGAGAAGAUGUUGUCCAAAUCUGGAAUGGAAUUGCCUCGUUUGCUAAUGAAGCAAACGUCCUAGGACGGAUCUAUGAACUUCUUCCACAGAUAACUUUUAAGGCAGUAUUCUAUAAGCCACAUGAGGAGCAUCAUGCCUUCGAAGGAGGUCGCCCAAGACAUUAGCACGCUUUGCACAUUUUACACUGUUGUUUUUGGUCUUCGAAAUGGACUGAAUUGUCCCCUAAUCUGAGCUCUACUGUCUUUUGUAAAUGUGUUAUACAAUUACUUCAGUUUGGGCAGACAGAAAAUAUAAUAGCUGGGGCUUCAUUUUAGGAUGACUGAUAGACAUGUACUUUAGUGAUUUUUUUUUAUACAAAGAUAUUUUGCUAAAACUGAAGAGGACAAUAGUUGAUCAUGUAUACAUAUUUGUUUUUACCACAUUUGAUCUCAACAGUGCAAUUUUACCAGAGCCUUUUAUUUGUUAUCACUGGUUCCAGAUCUCACAAUAUAUUUUCAGUAUGUAAGGGAUUUACAUUGUUACCUUAUUCUAGAAUGAAUGAAGAGUCUUUUCCUCAAGACAGUAAUAUUCAUAUGGUUUUAUGCAAAAAUGUUGCACAUUCUCAAUGUUUUUUUGUUUGGUAGUUUUUUUUGGGGGGGGGGGGGUUAGGGGAUAGAAAGCUGUUAACUGUUACUUGUUGUUGGAUUUGUAAAGUGACACCAACUUUUGUACAAAAACAAAAUCAGAAAAUGUUACUAGAAAAAAAAUAUAUGCAGUAGUUUACCCAGUGUUUUUGUAAUAGCGGUGAAUCAUGGACAAACACACUCAAUAUUGUUUUUUUCCGAAAUGCACAAGCCUUUUUCAUUUUUACUAUAAUUAACAGGAUCUCUAUUACUGUUUCUUCAGUUCACUGAGGGUAAUUUCUAAGUUGUGCGUGCACAUGUUUAUUAUAAGCUCCACGAAAGGGAUUUGAUCAAGAAAUAUUACAUUUAUAUUGUGAAUAUUAUUCUUAUUAACAUCCUACAAACUUUAAAAGAAACCCUUCUUAAAAUAAAUAAAAAUGUAUGCUGUAUGAACCGUGCUUUGAGUUGAAUGAGUACUUCUCUUUACCAAAAACCUUUCUUAACCCUCAGUGGUGUGAGAGUGCAUAUUCCCUGCCAAGCAUUUAUGUUUUGUAACCUUGUAAUUAUUGUUAUCAGAUGCCAUCUCUGUAGUUGAUCAAUGUCCUUCCCUGUGACUCAGGUCAUCCAUGUUCAAACACCAAGAUUGAUUAGUCUCCUAGAGAGAAGCUAAUAAUCUUAGACUGUAUAGCUGGGUAUUGUUGCUGUUUUUAAUGAAAGUAUUUGUUUUAGUAAGAUGAGAUCUCAACUGAGUCUUUGGAAUGGUGCCUUGUGUUCCCCUAGGGUUUCGUUCUUGAAUGUUGUUUAUUUUCAACAUAUUGAACCAGUCAAAAUGUAAAAUAAAUAUUUUUGCUGAUUUUGAUAUAUGAAAAAAUAAAAAUGCAAAACAUGUA
Oncorhynchus gorbuscha (pink salmon) is the source of this 2766-nucleotide messenger RNA. Its product is annotated as eukaryotic translation initiation factor 4E type 3. The transcript has 7 exons. Lineage: Eukaryota; Metazoa; Chordata; Actinopteri; Salmoniformes; Salmonidae. The record is from RefSeq and is a predicted model, not a curated record. The coding region runs from base 1082 to 1438 and encodes 118 amino acids. Gene Ontology annotation, molecular function: RNA 7-methylguanosine cap binding; translation initiation factor activity. Gene Ontology annotation, biological process: translational initiation. Gene Ontology annotation, cellular component: eukaryotic translation initiation factor 4F complex.